AUGAAAAAAAAGGGAAAGAGCAAUGAUGAUAAAAAAUUAAUUUUGUAUGAUAUUAUGUUGGAGAGUGAGUCUUUUUUUAUUCUUAAGGAAUUGGAAUCUUUAGCUCCAAAGAAAGGAAUCCGUUCAAUUUUUGUCAAAGAUUUGCUUCAACAAUUAGUUGAUGAUGAUAAGGUGAAAUCUGAAAAAGUGGGUUUGCAGAAUGUCUUUUGGGUAUUAAAAACUGAGGAAUCAUCUAUUUUACAAAAUAAGUACCACGAGCUCAUGGAACAAAAGACGGAGUAUGAAGAAAUUAUAAAAAAGGAAAAGGAAGAAUAUGAUAAAUUAAUUCGUUCUUUAAAAUAUUCAGAGGAGGAAUUACAAAAGCAAGUAGGGGACGUAAAGGUUUUAUUAAACGUGUUGGAGAAAAAAAAAAUGGAAUUGCAGGAUUUAAAAAAAACAGAUAUUAAACAAAUCGAAAAAAUGAAGAUUCAAAAUAAGUGUGCAGUUGAAUCAAUACUGAGAUGGAAUAAUAAUAUUUUCAUAGUAAAGCAGUGGAUUCAAGAUAGAACUGGAAAACCUGGUGAUAUUGUCGAUAGAUUAUUAGGAGUCAAAGAUAUAUUCCAUAACUGGAAUUAA
Messenger RNA from Plasmodium gaboni, 615 nucleotides. RefSeq names its product putative meiotic nuclear division protein 1. The coding region runs from base 1 to 615 and encodes 204 amino acids. The transcript is spliced from 7 exons. Gene Ontology annotation, molecular function: double-stranded DNA binding. Gene Ontology annotation, biological process: reciprocal meiotic recombination. Lineage: Eukaryota; Apicomplexa; Aconoidasida; Haemosporida; Plasmodiidae. The record is from RefSeq and is a predicted model, not a curated record.